AUGGCCAACUACGGCUACCAAUCUCCUCCCAACCAACCCUAUUCCGCCCAGAACAACCUCAACUUCUACCAAUCCUCAUACUCAACACAACCCGUAUCGGGGCAAAGCACACCGUUUCAAGCGUACGGCAGCGGUGCUCAGGGUCAAGCUUAUGGUCAAGCGAAUGCAUAUGGCGCCUCGUCAGCCAAUUAUGGCUUUGGCGCAUUUCCAGGACAGCCAGGAGCAAGCGGGCAGAUGGGCACAGGACAGAGUGGUUUGAGGACUGGCUGGUUGGCAGCUUUUGGCACAGAAGGAUACGAUGGUGAACCGCCACUAUUAGAAGAGCUGGGUGUCAACUUUCAACAUAUUCAGAGCAAGACACUCACUGUUCUCAAUCCCAUGGCGCGGAUAGACCAGCACCUCAUGGACGACGCGGAUCUGGCAGGACCAUUUCUCUUCUGUGCAUUGUUUGGAACGUUCCUUCUCUUGACAGGCAAGCUAUGGUUCGGAUAUGUCUGCGGCCUUGCUGCCCUUGGAGCGAUCAGCCUUCAUUUCGUUUUCAGCAUGAUGUCACCUCCACUCUCCCAAGAAGAGAUGAACGCUGCACAAAACUCCAAUGGCAGCUACCACGGAUCAUCACACUUCUCCUCAUCACUCACACUCGGUCGAUCGAGCUCUGUCCUGGGCUACUGCCUGUUGCCGCUGGUCUUUGCCAGCUUGCUUGGCGUUAUCUUGCCGCUGGACACUUUCAUUGGAUACUGCCUGGUCAGCCUGGCCAUUGCAUGGUGUACUUACUCAAGCUCGGCCAUGUUCAUUGUUGUCGGCCGGAUGACGAAUAUGCGAGGCUUAGUGGCAUACCCGCUCGCUCUUUUCUAUGUCGGGUUUGGAAUCAUGGCAGUCUUUUCAAGCCGUGGCACUGGAAGAAUGGAUGCCAUGACCAAGGCUCCCGUCGCUUGA
Molecule: messenger RNA, 936 nt
Organism: Zasmidium cellare ATCC 36951
Lineage: Eukaryota; Fungi; Ascomycota; Dothideomycetes; Mycosphaerellales; Mycosphaerellaceae
Exons: 3
Coding region: 1-936 (311 amino acids)
Biological process (GO): vesicle fusion with Golgi apparatus; endoplasmic reticulum to Golgi vesicle-mediated transport
Cellular component (GO): membrane; trans-Golgi network
Source: RefSeq, a predicted model, not a curated record